Molecule: messenger RNA, 795 nt
Organism: Prunus armeniaca (apricot)
Lineage: Eukaryota; Viridiplantae; Streptophyta; Magnoliopsida; Rosales; Rosaceae
Source: the annotation of a GenBank genome assembly
AUGCAAAAUGACUGUUCCAGCCCAUCAAAGUUAUGGGUGGUUUGGCAAGUAGUGCACAAAUUUGUUCUUCAGAGCUCAGAGAGAGGUUGUGGUUCAACAAUUCAGCAAGCUUUUCGUACUGCAUCAGUCUCAGCCUCCGAUGAUGUCUUCACUUGGGACGACGUCGUUACGAUAUCCAAACCGGUUCAGAUCUCAGGGGCUACUCGGAAAACAUCAAAAUCUGCAAUCGCGCUUUCCUUGGAAUCGCACUCUGAGUUCCUUCCCUUUGUAUUCAUCGCUGAGCACAGGACGAGAGCUGUGGGAGAUGUAAUCAAAAGCUUAGGGGAAGAACAUGGUCCAGUGCCUCGACAUGGAGGUUCUGUGAAAGGGCUUGAUAAUGAGGCUUAUGGAGUGCACAUGAAUGGCGCUGGUGGACUGUGGCCUACUUUAAGCAUAACAAAUGCAAUUGGCAGGGAUGUUUUGUUUUGCUAUGAUUUAAAAUUUCCUGAGAGUUUCACGCCUAAGAAUCAAGAUGGAGAGGUGGAGAGCUCCAAUGUUAAAGCUCCUCAGGCGCUCUGUAUCCACCUCACCAGAGAGUUGGCCAUUCAGAAUAUGGAGGUCCUUCAGAAGAUGGGGAAGUACACGGGGAUAAAUGCAGAGUGUGUUGUCCCGACGGAGAGGACGAGUUCUACAUCCAUUCAAUCUCGAGCACCAGUAUCAGCACAAAUUGUGAUUGGAACCCAUGAUAAACGCUAUGUGAAGGGCUUCGUGGAUUCAUGCUAUGAGAGCUGCUUCAAGAAUGAUCAUAUUAAUUAA